UCCAAUGUAAAAGAAAAUGCUGAGAAGUACAUGGAGAUUCUAGAGGAUAAACUACAUAGCUGCGGGAGCCAGCUGCUCCAAAGAGUGUGGGAAGCUGACUUGGAGGCAUGUCAGCUGUUGAUCCAAGGGUUUCAGCUGAAAGAAACCAGUUGCUGUGUUUUUGAGGAAGAAGAGAACCAAAUGCAGGAGAUGGAGAUAACUGCUGAUGGCCCACCUGACUCUGAAAAAAGAAAGGAAGGUCACUUUCUAAAGGGCGCAGAGUGGGGUACUGUUUCCUGCCACAGACACAGUGAGCUGAAAAAGGUUAUGGAAGACUUUUCAUUUGGAACAGAGGGUCAUUUAUCUGAGGAGUUCUUCAUAUUUUCUGCAGAGCUGGGAGAAAAAUGUGAAGCAAUAAGUGAGAAAUUGGUGCAUCUGGAAGAUCAAUUGCAAAGUUCCACCUGCAGAGUUGAUGAAGGAGUUAUUCAGUCUCUGCAGAGGGAGAUCCAGGUAGUGAAGGAGACACUCCAGACCGUGCUUGUGCAACUUCAGUCAGCCAAGGAGGCAGAAGAAAAGGCUGGAGACUUCCUCUGUGACAGCUGGUGUCCAGGAAAACAAGACUUGAAGGAAUAAUGAGCAGAAAGUGCUGGUAGGAUAACAUUAAUUCACAAAGGGCUGCUUUUAGUAACUGAAUACUGUUUUACUAAGCCUCAGGGAUCUCUUCUCUCCUCUGCAUAACUAAUAACUAAAUCAAUUAUGGAGAAAUAGAGCCUGAAGGUCUAUCAUCAGAAGUACGCUAGGCAGCCUCACAUGUUUUGGCACAGAUUGGGAAACAGCUUUCAGAGCAGAGCAGCUCCUGUAAAUGUGUAGAUUACAAAUUGAUACAUUUCAAGUGAGUCUGCAAAGUUGCCUUUAAUGUCAGUGAAAUGUUCUCCUUGAAGACUCAUAAACAGUAUCUCUCCCAUGGAUUUUUUUUUCCUGAUUUAAAAAUGCAGCAUUAAAGCUGGAACAGCUAGUAUUUCUUGGAAAAUAGCUGUAAGAAUAAUAAGAACUUUUUUUUCUCUUUGGCUUUAAACAGCUUUCUUACACUGAAUGUAUUUUCACAUUCCUGCCAAUAAUUAAAUCAAUAGGAUGAAAUUCAAGCUAACCAAGUUCUUUCAACUGAAAUUUGGAUCUCAUUUACUCUGUGGUAUUAAGUACAGUGGAGGUAACUAACAGCAGCCCCUAUAGCAGUAGUUUAACUAGUUUUAUUUAGGUAUAAACUUGCUUUAGUAUUAACAGGGGUUGUAAAGCAAAAAAAAAA
This is a messenger RNA of Empidonax traillii (willow flycatcher), 1282 nucleotides long. RefSeq names its product disrupted in schizophrenia 1 protein-like. Lineage: Eukaryota; Metazoa; Chordata; Aves; Passeriformes; Tyrannidae. Bases 31 to 612 code for a protein of 193 amino acids. The record is from RefSeq and is a predicted model, not a curated record. Gene Ontology annotation, cellular component: microtubule; intermediate filament cytoskeleton; centrosome. The transcript has 5 exons. Gene Ontology annotation, biological process: cilium assembly; neuron migration.